AUGCCUAGCCCUAGCGAAGCGCCUAUCGACCCAUUGGUGGUCACAGCCAUCAAGAAUGCCGCCUUAAAGCCCUUCAACAACAAAAAGUGGAUCAGUGGAAGACUUGGGGGCUUGAAGACACGUACCACAACUGAGCAUGUUGUUCAGGUCUUUGGCUAUUCAGGCAACUUCCUUGGCUCCAUCCAGCUUGCAGGCCUGAGGAGAUCAUCAAGGGGAAAGAUUCGACAGCCCUUUGUAUAUCUUCAUCUGAAGAUUGAUACUGUGACCUAUCACUGGGUCCUGAGUCGCCAGAGUGAAGAAGGCCGUGUGCUUUGGUGGUCAGACUCGCAAUUGGAGGAUGCCUGGGACGCCGACUUCCAAGAGAUCUUGCGCCAGGCAGUAAAGUCCUGCUAUGAGCACAACCUGGUGCCACAGAUAGAGGACGGCUGGAAAAUGAUUGUGGAAAAUGGCCGUAAGCCCAACUUGCCAUUUACAGUGGCCUUGUGCACUGCAACCAUGAAUCGUUUGUGGCAGCUCAAGAAUGCUCUCCCUCUGACGCUUGUCCACGCAUAUCCAUUCAAAGACAGUUGCCGCGUCCACGUGGUGGACAUGGGAAGCACCGAUGGGACGCUGGAAUGGCUACUGCGAUACUGUAGAUGGGCCAUUGAAAUUGGUUUGCUUCGUGUCUACCGAGCAGAAGAAAAAGCUUGGCAUGCCUGCAUUGGGAAAAACACUGCUCACAUCCAGGCAAAAGAGGACAUCCUCGUGAACGUUGAUGGGGAUAACCUCAUCGGUGCAGGAUUUCUCGAGGACGUUUGCAAACGUUUUCAAGAUGGCUGUGCAGUGGCGCAGUACGAAUUGGGUGGUGGCACCUGCGGUCGAAUUGCUCUGAGAAGAGAGGUAUUCAUUGAGAUUGGUGGCUACGAUGAGGAUGCAUUUCCCAUGGGUGCUCAAGACACAGACCUUGUCUUGCGUGUGAAGAUGUUGGGCAAAGGUCACCACAAGAAAGUGAAGGAGCCUUCACUUUCUCAAGCAAUCCUGAAUAGUCAGGAGCAGAAGAUAGAAAACUGCGUUUUGCAAGAUGGGAUCCAAAAAUGGAGUCAAAUGAACGCAAAAAACUCUGCCAUUUUCAAUGAACGCCGCUCAAAGGGAGAAAUCCAUCGCAACCAGGGGCAAGGUUGGAUUGGAGUGCCCGUGAAGCAGUGGAUGUUUGGAUCUGACGGUGAAUUGAAGACCGUUGACAAACGGGAGAAGAACAUCAGAGUCAAAAGGCUGCCUGUCGCUUCUCUCGCCGAUGGGGCUUCAAACACUGUCGUGACGAUUGAGGGCGCCUGGCAGAGGUCCGGGUGCGCAAUCGCAGGAGUUCAUGUCCCGGGUUCGCGACGGAGCGCUGUGCCGGAGCCCACCGGAGAGUUCUUCACUGCGGAGUUCAAAACUUUCAACGAAGCCAAUGGUUGGGGCUUCGUCGGAUGUGAAGAGCUUCGUGCCAGAUUUGGCGCUGACGUCUUCGCGCACAAUCGCGAGCUGGUCAAUGUACCCAACAAGGCAGUGGGAGAGGUCAUCUAUUUCGAGCUGGGCAUGACAGAGGACGGCAAACCACAAGUGCUCAAUGCCCAGCCAGCUGGACCUGUAAGCUCAGAGCCUGCGGCCAAGAAGCCACGCCUCGAAGAGACACCUGCGGCUUCCACCGAGUCUGCGGAGGUUGCAGCUGCGGAAGAGGAGACGCUGCCUCCAGUGGUGGAGGAGACCGUGCCUGUGGAGGUGGAGGUAGCUAUGACCGAUGCAGGUGCGACAGUUCCUGCGGCCGAAGGCGAGCCACCAGGCGCAAGCUGA
This is a messenger RNA of Cladocopium goreaui, 1812 nucleotides long. The record is from the annotation of a GenBank genome assembly. NCBI's taxonomy places the organism in Eukaryota, Dinophyceae, Suessiales, Symbiodiniaceae.